This is a messenger RNA of Danio rerio (zebrafish), 1779 nucleotides long. The record is from RefSeq and is a predicted model, not a curated record. Lineage: Eukaryota; Metazoa; Chordata; Actinopteri; Cypriniformes; Danionidae.
AGUACGGGAGUCUAAUCUUGGCAUGAGGGGCUGCAGAGGGUGGAUCAGAUGUCAAAUCUCUCACUGUAAUAGCAGUCUCGCCUGGAGAUUCCCACAGACUCCGUGGGAGUCAUUUUCACGACUUAAUAACACCGCCACAUUGAUAGACGUGACCGAGACAGCAGAAAAUAGGGUGCUGAGACAGAGCUGCUGCUAUUUGGACCUGGAUGAGAAAAAAUUGAGCGGUGAAAGGGCGGGAACCGAUUUGGAUCUCCGUAUUUUUGUCACACUCAUAUGAACCAUGGCCAUGAGCAGGACUGGGAUACAACUGCAGUUUCUGCUUUACUCGGUGUCAGCCUACCUUUCACCGUAUAAUCUGGAUAAUAUCCUUCCUAUUCCUACAGGCCAGGAUCCAAGCGAUGUCUUGAACAGAUUUGACCCUUGUUGUCUGUUGACUCCGCCUCCACCUCCUUUGUUCCCGCCCCCUCCUGGUGUUUGGAAGAGGGAACCUGCUUUGCCGCAUCCUGUGGUGAGGAUAAUUGAGAAAGACGAGGAUGAGGAGGAGCAGAUCAAAGAACGUUGUGUGGAGGGACCAACAGGACCUCCAGGACCUGCUGGACCACAGGGUGACAGGGGUAUUCCCGGGAUGGUGGGACCUAAGGGAGAUAAGGGUGAUUUAGGACGACCAGGGUCAAAGGGUCGUACCGGCCGUCCAGGUCUGCCUGGAAAACCAGGUUCUGCAGGGCUUCCGGGCCCAGAGGGACCUAAGGGAGAGAAAGGUGACCCAGGACUGAUGGGAAUGCCAGGAAUGAGAGGACCAGUUGGACCUAAAGGCUUGGCAGGGUACAAAGGAGAGAAGGGUGCACGUGGGGAUUUUGGACCUGCAGGUCCAAAGGGAGACAAGGGAGCUACUGGACUGCCAGGGAUGCUGGGACAGAAGGGUGAAAUGGGACCCAAGGGUGAGUCUGGUGUGUCAGGGAAACGUGGCCCUACAGGACGACCUGGCAAGCGAGGCAAACAGGGGGCUGACGGAGAGAGAGGUUUCUCAGGGCCAGUGGGUCCCAUAGGUCCACCUGGACCCAGGGGCCACCCUGGACCUCCUGGAGUACCAGCAUCAGGGCUGUUUGUAGUUGGGGAAAAAGGUGAAAUGGGAUUGCCUGGUCCUCCUGGAGUCUGUGACUGCAGCUUCCCUUCUCUCAGCCCAGCCAGUGCCCCCUUACAACACCGGAAUAAAUAUGGCAAAGUUCCAGCAAUAUUUGUUGUGGGUAGUGAGGAAGAGCUAAAAGGUCUCCAUGAAAAUAAUGCACUCGCCUUUAGAAAAGAUCAGAGGUCGCUUUACUUUAAAGAUGAAAAUGGAUGGGAGCCCAUUCAGCUGAUGCCGCUCCAGGCGACUGAGAGAAUGAGGGAUGGGAAUGGAGUUUGUGGUGAUGGAGAUGUGCAGGAACUCAAUGGUGAGGAAUGUGACGAUGGAAAUAGGGUUGUUACAGAUGACUGCAUAGGUUGUAAAAAAGCAUACUGUGGUGAUGGAUAUCGUAACGAGGGUGUAGAGGAGUGUGAUGGGAAAGACUUCGGUUACCAGACCUGCAAAUCAUAUCUUCCAGGCACCUUUGGGCAACUCAGGUGCACCGACUCCUGUUUCAUUGACUCAACUGGCUGUAAAUACAGGAUCUGAAGACUACAAAAGCUCAAAUCACAUGUGCGAAGGAAAACCAACUGAGAUCAACAGUAUUUAGCUGACGAUCUGAGAGUAUUUGGCAGAUUCUGUCAUCUCUCUCAUCUCUCAACACACACACACACAAU